CUGAUUGGUCACUACACUGACAAUACUUCCUGAAACAAUCCAUGUUGCAACAGCAAGUAUACGUUUCAGUAGUUUAGGGUUCAAAUCAACGAAAUAAAUCACAAUGGAUGAUCGUGAGCUUGAUCUCACCGAGUCACAGAAAGAUACCAAGUCGAAAUACCCGGCGAUCAACAAGAAGUAUGAAUAUUUGGACCACACUGCUGAUGUACAGCUCCACUCUUGGGGAGACUCUCUGGAGGAGGCCUUUGAGCAGUGUGCCAUGGCAAUGUUUGGGUAUAUGACAGAUACAGAGACAGUGGAGCCCAUUGACACAGUAGAAGUGGAGUCAGAAGGUGAUGACAUGGAAUCUCUUCUCUUCCACUUCCUAGAUGACUGGUUAUUCAAAUUCAGUGCAGAUCUUUUCUUCAUUCCCAGAGAGGUUAAAGUUUUGCACAUUGACAGGAUGCACUUCAAAAUCCGCUCCAUUGGGUGGGGAGAAGAGUUCAACUUGGUCAAGCAUCCACAGGGGACAGAAGUGAAGGCCAUCACUUACUCAGCCAUGCAGAUCCAUGACAUCGACAAGCCCGAGAUCUUUGCCAUCAUUGACAUCUGAGGAUACUACUACUGAGAAACUGUCCCAGAAGGGAACAGGACAAUAGAAACAAACCUAUAUGUGCCUGUGUGAUUGGACAAUUGAUUUAGGGCAACAGCAUAGGCUUUGAAAAUUGACAUUUGAUUAAGGGCAACAGCAUAGGCUUUUGAUGAGUGAAGUGUAAUAUUUCCCUGAAUUUGAAUUGUUUACAGACAGAUAUCCAGAGAGCAGCAAACAUCAUCAGCAGCAGCAGAGUAACUGCUUAAGAUACACUACAUGACCAAAAGUAUGUGGACACCUGCCCGUCAAACAUCUCAUUCUAAAAAUAACGGGCAUUAAUAUGGAGUUGGUCCCCCCCCUUUGUUGCUAUAACAGCCUCCACUCUUCUGGGAAGGUGGCAUAAUCCCUGAGUCAACUAGAUUAAAAUAAUGUUGAUGUGUCCUUGAGCAAGGCACUUAACCCUAGUUGCCCCUGUCAGUCGCUCUGGAUAAAGUGUCUGCUAAAUGACAAACAUUUAAAGGCUUUCCACUAGAUGUUGGAACAUUGCUUCGGGUACUUGCUUCCAUUCAGCCACAAGAGCGUUAGGGAGGUCAGGUACUGAUGUUGGGCAAUUAGGCCUGGCUCGCAAGUCGGCGUUCCAAUUCAUCCCAAAGGUGUUUGAUGGGUUUGUGGUCAGGGCUCUGCAGGCCAAUCAAGUUCUUCCACACUGAUCUUGACAAACAAUUUCUGUAUGGACCUUGCUUUGUGCACAGGUGCAUUGUCAUGCCUAAACAGGAAAGGGCCUUCCCCAAAUUGUUACCACAAUGUUGGAAGCACAGAAUUGUCUAGAAUGUAUGAUGUAGCGUUAAGACUUCCCUUCACUGGAACUAAGUGCCCAGCCUGAACCAUUAUUCCUCCUCCACCAAACUAUAGAACAGUGUGUUCUAUAUCGAGGCAGGUAGCGUUCUCCCUGCAUCCGCCCAACCCAGAUUCAUCUGUCGGAUUGCCAGUUGGUGAAGCGUCACUCCAGAUAAUGCGUUUCCAAUGGCGGCGAGCUUUACACAACUCCAGCCGACGCUUGGCAUUGUGCAUGGUGAUCUUAGGCAUGUGUGCUGCUACUUGGCUCGUUUCAUGAAGCUCCCGACGAACACUUCUUGUGCUGACGUUGCUUCCAGAGGCAGUUUGAAACUCGGUAGUGAGUGUUGCAACCGAGAACAGGCAAUUUUUACGCGCUUCAACACUCGGUGGUCCCAUUCUGUGAGCUUAUGUGGCCUACCACUGCUAGACGUAUCCACUUCACAAUAACAGCAUUUACAGUUGAACGGGGCAGCUCUAGCAGGGCAGAAAUUUGACGAACUGACUUGUUGGAAAAGGUGGCAUCCUAUGACGGUGCCACGUUGAAAGUCACUGAGCUCUUUAUUAAGGCCAUUCUACUGCUACUGUUUGUCUAUGGAGAUUGCAUGGCUGUGUGUUCGUUUUUAUACACCUGUCAGCAACGGAUGUGGCUGAAAUAGCCGAAUCCACUAAUUUGAAGGGGUGUCCACAUACUUUUCUAUAUAUAGUGUAAGUCACCUGGCUCUGCUCAUAAGUGCUCUGAGCGGUAUUGAUUGAGGAAUGCCAAUAAUUAAGGUUUUUAUUGUUAUUUUUAAGGAUCACAAAUUAAUCCAAAACGUGUCAAGAGACAGAAUCAUCUAAAACAAUCUGUUACGAAGAUGGCACAAUAAUGAAUGUACUUGUCGGGAUUAUUAUUUUUUUAAUUGUUGAGAGACCGUGCAGGGGCACUGACAGUUUUUUUUGGUCAUAUGUACUGUAUUUGUACAGCUAGAUAUUUAUUUAAGCAUUUCAGGUGCCACACCUCUCAGAUUAAAAAUUCAUUAAACAAUCCAGGCUGGGAUCCACCCCAUCACAGACAAAUGCAGUGCUUUGGCCAAGAUGUUUCAUACCGAUUGAAUCAAACACACUAAGGCUUUUUCUGGAGAGUAACAUACCUGAGUGAACAUGUUAACUUUUGGUUUAUAUAUUUUUUAUUUUGAAAUGGUGACUUUCAGGAUUAUUGUACAAUAUACACUACCGUUCAAAGUUUGGGGUCAUUUAGAAAUGUCCUUGUUUUUUGAAAGAAAGGCACAUUUUUGGUCCAUUAAAAUAACAUAAAAUUGAUCAGAAAUACAGUGUAGACAUUGUUAAUGUUGUAAAUUACUAUUGUAGCUGCAAACUGCCAUUUAAAAAAAUGGAAUAUCUACAUAGACGUACAGAGGCCCAUUAUCAGCAACCAUCACUCCUGUGUUCCAAUAGCAUGUUGUGUUAGCUAAUCCAAGUUUAUAAUUUUUAAAAGGCUAAUUGAUCAUUAGAAAACCAUUUUGCAAUUAUGUUAGUACAGCUGAAAACUGUUGUCCUGAUUAAAGAAGCAAUAAAACUGGUCUUCUUUAGGCUAGUUGAGUAUCA
Messenger RNA from Oncorhynchus nerka (sockeye salmon), 2992 nucleotides. It is a transcript of the gene tslig1, whose product is annotated as zinc finger and BTB domain containing 8 opposite strand. The record is from RefSeq and is a predicted model, not a curated record. The coding region runs from base 104 to 592 and encodes 162 amino acids. The transcript has 7 exons. Gene Ontology annotation, biological process: tRNA splicing, via endonucleolytic cleavage and ligation. Gene Ontology annotation, cellular component: tRNA-splicing ligase complex. Lineage: Eukaryota; Metazoa; Chordata; Actinopteri; Salmoniformes; Salmonidae.